Aspergillus wentii DTO 134E9 is the source of this 372-nucleotide messenger RNA. RefSeq lists its product as uncharacterized. NCBI's taxonomy places the organism in Eukaryota, Fungi, Ascomycota, Eurotiomycetes, Eurotiales, Aspergillaceae. The transcript has 2 exons. The coding region runs from base 1 to 372 and encodes 123 amino acids. The record is from RefSeq and is a predicted model, not a curated record. Gene Ontology annotation, biological process: protein insertion into mitochondrial outer membrane; mitochondrial outer membrane translocase complex assembly. Gene Ontology annotation, cellular component: mitochondrial outer membrane.
AUGUCGUACGAAUCUGCCGCCGCCUCGAACCCGUCCCUCGCUGCCUCAGCCUAUAUGGUUCCCUCCUCAGCCGCAUAUUCAUCAGAUGAGGAUGUUGCUUCGCUACCUUCCGAACCCACCACUGAAUCCGACCUGGAAACCCUGUCAGAUGACUACUCAGAUGCCGAGGAGGAAUGGAGGGAGAGUCUUGAGCAACUAGAGUUGCUUUUGACUAUGGUCCUUGUUCCUUUCGUGGGGAAAUACGUGGGCAAGAAAUGUGCUUACUGGGGCUGGACUAGAUUUAUGGAAUGGAAAUACCCCGUCGAAGUCGUCAUGAGCAACAAGGCUGCCUUCAGGGGGACCACUGCUGUUGAAGCUGCCUCUCCUCUGUGA